GUAGGAAGAGUUGAACUUGACACCCCGUGGUAUGCGGAUUUUGCCAAUUACUUGGUGGGAAAGACUCUACCAACUGGGCUCUCGUACCAACAAAAGAAGAAAUUCUUUUCUGAACUUAAAUCUUAUUUUUGGGAAGAGCCAUAUAUGUUUAAAGUCUGUGCAUAUUGUAUCAUCCGCCGAUGCAUCCCACAACCCGAAGCAUGGAGCAUAAUUUCUCAUUGCCACCAAGGUCCGACCGGAGGACACCACGGAGCCAACCGCACAGCGCGAAAGGUAUUGGAAUGUGGAUUUUAUUGGCCAACAAUCUUCAAAGAUUGUGAUGCAUAUGUACGCACCUGUGAUGCGUGUCAACGGUCAGGUAAUAUUUCCCAACGUGAUGAAAUGCCACAAACAAUAUCCAUUGUUUGUGAAGUAUUUGAUAUUUGGGGAAUUGACUUCAUGGGACCUUUCCCGACCUCAUUCGGGAACAAAUACAUACUCGUGGCAGUGGAUUAUGUAUCCAAGUGGGCCGAGGCACAAGCCUUGCCAACUAAUGACUCUCGAAGUGUUGGAAAGUUUUUGCGGAAACUAUUUUCCAGGUUUGGAUCACCGCGAGCAAUCAUCAGCGACCAAGGAACCCAUUUCCAAGGUCAAUUCGACAAAGUUCUCCAACGAUUUGGUGUAACUCACCGGGUCUCCACAGCGUACCAUCCUCAAACUAGUGGUCAGGUGGAGGUCACCAACCGUGAGCUCAAAAGGAUAUUGGAGAAAACAGUCAGUCAAUCAAGAAAGGACUGGGCAACAAAGCUCGACACUGCAUUAUGGGCUUACCGUACGGCAUACAAAACACCAAUCGGCACCUCACCAUAUCGGUUGGUGUAUGGCAAAGCCUGUCACCUCCCCGUCGAGUUGGAACACAAAGCUUACUGGGCGCUCAAAUACCUCAACCUCGACGGAGAUGCUACCAAGGACCAUCGUCAGGCCCAAAUCAAUGAGCUUGACGAAAUGCGCCUACAAGCUUAUGAAAACGCCAAGUUAUACAAGGAACGAACAAAACGACUCCACGAUUCCAAGAUAAAGCAAGACAAAAACUUCCACGUUGGAGAUCAAGUCUUGCUAUACAACUCUCGUCUUCGCUUGUUUCCUGGGAAGCUCAAGUCCAGAUGGAUCGGUCCUUAUGUGAUCACACAAGUAUUUCCAUACGGCGUUGCUGAAAUUUCGCAUCCCUAGAGGGGAACUUUCAAAGUCAACGGUCAUCGUCUGAAACCAUACCUCGGUGGCAAUUUCGACCCCAAUGCCGAGGCACUUCAUCCUCAGAAACCUUGACAAAGUACACUACAGUCCAGCUAAUACGACGUUAAAGAAGCGAUAUUGGGAGGCAACCCAAUGCUGGUUUGCAUUUUUCUUCCCUUUCUUUUUUACAUUUCUUUGAGUUUUUCAAUUUCAAGAAUAAAAACCGUCACGAAACAUCGACCAAAGAACUCGCCAAGUGGAACCACAAUCACCGAACAUCAUGCCACUAUAUCCCAUGACAAGGAAAAUGGUAACAGUUCGAAUCCUUACUCCCUAUAUUUUCGUCCAUUGAGGACAAUGUCCAAUUCAAGUAUGGGGGGGUAUAUUCGUUCGUUUUCAUGUGUUUUGAAAAAGAAUCAUUGUGAUUGUUUUCAAUAAUCUAAUCAUCCAAAAAAAAAGUUUGAAAAAUCAUAAAAUUUAAAAAAUUUCAAAUAAAUACUAAAAAGAGUGUUUUAUUUUGAGUCUCAUCUUUGCCUAAAAUUGGUACAAGAAUAGUGCAAUUUGGAUGCUUGUCAACCUAUAAUGACGACUGAGGGAUUAAAACAAAUGUUUCUCGUGCUACUCAUUCUUUGAUGGAAAGAACUAUCUCAAAUCUUGAAAAAGAAAUUUAUCAUCUUUGAUUGUUGUUGCAUAAUGUUUGGGAAGCAUAGCAUGGGAAACUGAGCAUAUAGUAAACCACGUGAGACUUGAGCAUGAUCGUUUCUUUCUUGUGUGUUAGAUCCCUCUCUGUGCAUGAUGAUAUGCUUGAUUUAUACAUGUUUGAGUCGGGACACCACUGACAAGGAUGACGGAGGCAAUAGGUUCUACCCCUACAACCAAAAUGACUACCCUGAACAUCAUAUCCCUUAGUCAAACCCCGUUGAGACGAGCCUUUUUGUUCGGUGACAACCUAUCUUAAACCAAUCCCUGUUCUUCAAGCCUCAAUUCAUUUUGAACCCUUUUUCAAGAUUCCGUGUGAAUGGUUUAAACGAAUAACUUUCUGCUUCAUUUAUUAAAUACAAAAGUUGAGAUAGGGAGAAACGAUUUCUGUAAGUGCAUUUUUCAAAAAUGGAAUUGUUGGCCACUCGAAGAAAAAAAAUUAACAAAGAAAAAAAAAGUGAUCAGUUGGCCACCAUCUUUCAUGGACUUAUGAUAAAUAGGAGUCAUUCUUCAAAAGCCACAUUGGCUACAUUUUAAACUCCUAUUAAUCCUCAAAAUCUUCUCCCUUGUCUAUAUUCUCAUCUUACAAAGAUAAGCAGAAAAGUCAUGGUUUUCGAAAAAAAACAAAAUUUGGAACCUUGAACUAACCACCACAUCGAAAGUACUUCCACAUGUCCGUAACCCUAACCCCAUUUGACACCCGAUCAAAGACCUACCUGACAAGUCAGUGGUGACACAACUUUGGAGACUCGAACAAUAAGCUCAUGGCGGAGAGAUGGUACGGAAAGAGUGAUAAUUACAUGCUACAUGCAUUUACCCUGACCCCACUGGUCGAGCAAGAGAGACUUUCCAAGUUCUAAAAUCCCAAGUAAGAUCUAUUGGCUUGAUCUCUCAUGCUAUGUUAUGUGAACCUUAUGCUUGAACAAUUGAUUGUGUCGAAUGACUAAUAAAGAUAGAAGAAUGUUCUUAUAAAUUUGAGUCAGAGUUGCCAAUGUCACAGGAGUAUUAUGAUCGAACGUUGUUUGUGGUGGUUGAAUGCAUCCAUAACUCGCUACCUAUUGCACCAUCUUUAGCAAUCAUAUGAAAUUCACAUUUUCCCAACUCACGGUUAGAGUUCUUGUUAAAUUGGUUUUGAUUGAACUUACAUUUUUCGUGCUUUGCUUGAGGGCAAGCAGAGGAUUAAGUGUGGGGGAAUUGGAUAACACCUAAAUUAUACAUAUAUCCGCCUACACUUUUACAUCCUAAAAUAACAUAAAUUGUACCAAGUUCAUUCGAUUUCCCGAUUUUAUGCUUGGUUUUGUGUUUGAGUCAUGUUUCAGGGUAGUCUAUCCAAUAAGAACGGAAUAAUGAGUCAGUUCAACAAAAAGAUGGUUAGGGUUCGAAAUCUGGCGUCGGUGGAACUCGAGCCUGCGACGUCCCAGGCGAGGGCAAAGAGCCGUACCACUUCAGCCACGUCCCCUUUUGUUAUCAAUAUACGAAACCCAUCGUUUAUUAUGGUGAUGAUCACGGAAAGAGAGUCAAACCGCAAACUGCCGAGUCAAACCGCAAACUGCGAAACAUAAGGACAGCUGGUUCAUUUUGGGAUUCUCUAGGGAAGCUAGUAGCUGUAGCUAGUGACUCACGUCCAAAUAAAGAAGCAAUCAGCUGGAGGAUGGUUGGUGUCAAAUGAAGAAACAAGUUGGUCCCAAAAAUAGGAGCUAGCUGGUCAAUUACUUGGGAAGCAGGCUGGUCCAUACGUAGGAGCAAGCAGGUCCAUUAUUCAGGAAGCAAGCAGCUGCAUCGACGUCCUAAACAAGCAGCUCCUCCACCCUUGCCUUCGUCGCUCGAUCGUAGCUGAAGCUAGUAGCUUGUUCAAAUCACGUUAAGUGGGAGCAAGCUACCAGGUCAAUUUAAUGGAAGCAAGCACGUCCAAAUAAUGAAGCAAGCACGUUCAUUAUAGCUUGUCCAUAACUGAAAGCAAGCUCGUACAUUAUUUGAAAGCAAGUAGCUACCUCGUCCAUGAAUGAAAACAAGCAGCUGGCCAUUAUCUAAGCGGUAGAGAGACAAGCAAGUAGCUCAAGCAAGUAGCUCAAUUUGUAAAUUAAAUAGAGGGAGAGGACACACACACUAGGGAUAUAUUUUGUUCUCUCUUUCUUGUAUUUUAAGUUAGCCGAAACUCCUUCGAUUUUCAUUCCAAACUCUUGUUACUUCUUCUCAUUUCGUUAAUCAUAUCUCGUGUUUCACCCAUCGUGGUUCUUAUGUUUGUGUUCGUAUUUGGGAAUACCGUGGUAUAUUGCGUUAUUGAGAUUACCGAAGUGAGCUUCUAUUCUGUGGGGUUAUGAUAAUUGAUAGACCGUUAAUUACACAUGUUUUUACCCCUGUUCUUACACCGUUUGAGAUGUGAUUUCUCGUGUUUUAGGCCGAUUUCACGCUAGGGUGUGCUUUUUUGUGAUAUUUCAGGUCCUAGUACGUGAAUGGAGGCUUGGGAGCGAGUUUGGGGUCGAUUGGACGAAGAUCGGGUGCGAGGCAAGUCACAAAGGAGGCCACACGGGCACACCCACAAAUCACACGGCCGUGCAACUCAUAUUUCUGGCCGUGUGAGAUUGUGCGAGAGCAAACACGGCCUGCCCUGACAACACACACGGCCGUGUGAAGGAGUGGCCUGGCCGUGCGAGUUUCGCCGAGAGCAGACACGGGCAGAUGGAAAUCCCACACGGCCGUGCGACCCUAGCCGUGUGGGAAGCCUAAAGAUCGAACUAAGUGGAACGCAUCAUUUUGACUCACACGAGCAACUGGGUAUGCCACACGGCCGUGUGGCCCUGCCCGUGUGAGUCGGGAUUUCCUAGUUUUAACCCAAUUUCGGGCUGCAAGAGGGAGAAUCGGAAUUUUUGAGCAAAAACAGAGCCCUACAGAGAGAAAGGACGAAGAACUCACCGUAGAAGCCAUCUUGGAGCUGGGUUUCAUCAAAUCAAGCUUGGAGAUCGUCCUAGGAGUGGAAAUCAUCAUCGCGGAGCAGAUUUUCCUCAUCAGUAUGAGUAUGACUGCUUUGUAUCUUGUUUUCCUCUCUCUCUCUAUGGAGUAGAACCCCUCUCUCACUUGGGGAUGAAGAACCCUAGUUCUAUGUGUUAGGGAUUGAUUGUAAUGACUUGGGAUGAUAUUACUGUUUGAUUUUAAUCGAAUGAUGCAUGUUUAUUGAGUCAAUUGAAGUCUGAUCAACUUUUCCUGAUUCCUGCUGCAAUAUGAGAUAGAUAGAAUCUGAUUAGGUUGCUAGAGUCUCAUCAUUUGGUAGUAAGAGAUUGGCUAUACGAGAGUUAGCCAGUUUACUGCUUUGUACUGGAAUCCAAUUCCAGUAGUGGAGUUCUGUUCUUACUGCUUCAGCUUUCUAUCCCGGUGAAGACUAGUCGUCUGCCAGGUAGUUAGACUGAGAGGGCUUGGUCAGCUUAAGAGAUUCCAAGCUACUGUCGGAUCUUCCGCAGUCUAAUCAACAGUAAAAUCAACCCAGGGUAAUUGCAAUUGAACCUAACUAAGGAGCUAGGGGGACUCAUUCCCGAGUGACUCUUACCUGCUUGAGAAAACCGUAUCAAUUCCUGCUUUAUUUCUGCUUUUGCUUUUAAACAACAACCACUUACUUUAGUUGGCUAGAUAACAGAGAAUCACUGAGUAAGCAGUAGAUCUAGACCCCGGGUUGAUAAUAGAACUUGCCUGUUACUGCAUUCCCGGUCUGCGAUUAUACUUGGUCGCAGAUUGGUGUUGUGUUUUGGCGUGUCAAUAAUCAUUUGUGGUGGUAGAUUGGUCGGUUUCCAGCGUCUUCGCCCAACGAUUAUUCCCUCGUUGGAAGUUUGCUAGGUGUAAUCUAUUAACUCAAUAUACAUACCAUAUUCUCAACCCCUCCGUCUUCGUCGUCAUCAUCAUCAUGGUAAUAUUCUCAACCUUCAUCUUUCUAAAUCUCAUCAUGUCCGGCUAAUCUUCUAGUUGUUCCGGAUUUGAUGAACCCUAAUAUGUUUUACAUUGAUUGAGUGGUAUCUUUGAUAUAGACGUGUUGUUCUCGUUCUUACGAUCUUUUCUCGACUUAUCAUGUGCAAGUAUCAAUAGUACGCGUCUAUUGUAUAUUUUGUCUGAUACAUGUAAAUGAGACUGCGAGGUAAUUUUGCAUGUUAGAUCCCUCGUGAAAAUAAGGAAUUGAUCGGAACCACCGGCGAUGGGGUCACGUAGUUCCUCCGGAUUAGGUUAAAAACCUUGUACGAAAAUUCAUAAAUCUGGUUAUUGCUUUGGUUUAAGAUUUUUGUAAGCCACGGUUUCACUUGAUUCUUAAGUCGAAAGGGUGUUAAUACAUGUGCGAACGGGUUAACACUAAAUUGGGAAUUUUCACGGUCUAAGAUAUUAACACUCGUCUAUGUUAAAUUCAACUUGUCUGUAAAAUGCAUAUUAGGGGGAUUCACUUUUGGGACAACGCCUUCUCCACUUGAUUUUACUUUGAAAACUACUUUAUUGUAUUUUUAUUAUUGCGUGUGUUUUUAUUUCUAAACGAAAAUCAACUAAAAACGAUUGACUAGAUAAUAGGUAAAAGCUGAGUACUAGUACACGAAGUCUCUGUGGAUAUGACCUUGCUUCCUGCUAUACUACCGUAGAACGAUAGGUACCCUUGCCUUCACCGAAUGACCUUCAAAUGCCCCGAAACUCGUGCCUAGCCCUUCCUUCGACGUCUAGGACCUGAAAUGUGAUAAAAGAGCACAACCCAGCGUAAAAUAGGCCAAAGAUACACAACUACGAGCCGCAAACAGAUAAGAAAUAAGGGUGCAAACAUGUGCAAAUACAUCAUUAUCAAAGGCCAAAUUCGUACUGGCCGUGCAAGGGCACCUUUUAGUUGUACAAGAAUUCUAGGAGAUUCACACGGACAAAGGGUGAAUUCCACCCGAACGUGUGGCGGUCGUGUGACUUCCCGCGAGCAAUUAAGUGCAACGCCGUGUUUCGUGAUUUCACGAGGGCAGACUGGGGAUUUACACGGCCGUGUGGUCUGGCCAUGUGAUCGGGCAGAGCUGGGUUUUUACCCAAAUUUUGAGUCUUCAAGAGGGAAUGGAGUUUUCGGAGCAAAAAUAGAGCUUUAGAGAGAGAAAAGACGAAGAAUAAGCUCUAGGAUCGACUUUGGAGCUGAGUUUGACCACUCAAGCUAGGAUUUCAACCUUGGAGUGACGAUUUACUUCCCAGAGCUUAUCAUAUACAUCAUUAUGAGCAUGAUUACUCUGAUUUCUGUUUUCCUCUCUCUCUAUGGAGUAAACCUUUCUCUCACUUGGGUAUGAAGAACCCUAGUUCCAUGUGUUAGGAAUCUUAAUUGUAAUGACUUUUGGAAUGAUAUAUUGAUUGGUUUUAAUCUAUUGAAGUGUAUUUAUUGAGUCAAUUGAAUCCUGAUCAACUUCUCUUGAUUUCUACUUCAACCUAUCAUAGAUAGAAUCUGAUUAGGUUGCUAGAGUUUCUUCAAUCGAUAGGAGUGAAUUGAUUGUACGAGAGUCGGUCAAUUCACUGCUUUGUACUGGAAUCCAAUUCCAUUAGUGGAGUUAUGUGUGAAUUGCCUUAGCAUUCUAUUCCGGUGAAGGCUAGUUGUCUACUAGAUAUUUUGUCUAAGAGGGCUUGGUCAGCUUAAGAGAUUCCAAGGUAUUUUCGGAUCUUCCGCAGUAUAAUCAACAGUAAUCAACCAAAGGGAAUUACAACUUGAACAUAACUAAGGAGCUAGGGGGACUCAUUCCCGAGUGACUCAGUUUGUGCUUCACCCAUCGUGGUUCUUAUGUUUGUGUUCGUAUUUGGGAAUACCGUGGUAUAUUGCGUUAUUGAGAUUACCGAAGUGAGCUUCUAUUCUGUGGGGUUAUGAUAAUUGAUAGACCGUUAAUUACACAUGUUUUUACCCCUGUUCUUACACCGUUUGAGAUGUGAUUUCUCGUGUUUUAGGCCGAUUUCACGCUAGGGUGUGCUUGUUUGUGAUAUUUCAGGUCCUAGUACGUGAAUGGAGGCUUGGGAGCGAAUUUGGGGUCGAUUGGACGAAGAUCGGGCGCGAGGCAAGUCACAAAGGAGGCCACACGGGCACACCCACAAAUCACACGGCCGUGCAACUCAUAUUUCUAGCCGUGUGAGAUUGUGCGAGAGCAAACACGGCCUGCCCUGACAACACUCACGGCCGUGUGAAGGAGUGGCCUGGCCGUGCGAGUUUCGCCGAGAGCAUACACGGGCAGAUGGAAAUCCCACACGGCCGUUCGACCCUGGCCGUGUGGGAAGCCUGAAGAUCGAACUAAGUGGAACGCAGCGUUUUGACUCACACGGGCAACUGGGUAUGCCACACGGCCGUGUGGCCCUGCCCGUGUGAGUCGGGAUUUCCUGGUUUUAACCCAAUUUCGGGCUGCAAGAGGGAGAAUCGGACGUUUUAAGCAAAAACAGAGCCCUAGAGAGAGAAAGGACGAAGAACUCACCAUAGAAGCCAUCUUGGAGCUGGGUUUCAUCAAAUCAAGCUUGGAGAUCGUCCUAGGAGUGGAAAUCAUCAUCCCGGAGCAGAUUUUCCUCAUCAGUAUGAGUAUGACUGCUUUGUAUCUUGUUUUCCUCUCUCUCUAUGGAGUAGAACCCCUCUCUCACUUGGGGAUGAAGAACCCUAGUUCUAUGUGUUAGGGAUUGAUUGUAAUGACUUGGGAUGAUAUUACUGUUUGAUUUUAAUCGAAUGAUGCAUGUUUAUUGAGUCAAUUGAAGUCUGAUCAACUUUUCCUGAUUCCUGCUGCAAUCUGAGAUAGAUAGAAUCUGAUUAGGUUGCUAGAGUCUCAUCAUUCGAUAGUAGGAGAUUGGCUAUACGAGAGUUAGCCAGUUUACUGCUUUGUACUGGAAUCCAAUUCCAGUAGUGGAGUUCUGUUCUUACUGCUUCAGCUUUCUAUCCCGGUGGAGACUAAUCGUCUGCCGGGUAGUUAGACUGAGAGGGCUUGGUCAGCUUAAGAGAUUCCAAGCUACUGUCGGAUCUUCCGCAGUCUAAUCAACAGUAAAAUCAACCAAGGGUAAUUACAACUUUUAUCAUAGACACAAUUUCAAAAUGUACGUGGAUUGCUGAGAAGGGAAGGUAAGCUAUUCCCAAAAUCCUGUAUAUCCAAAAAUAAUUCUUGUUUUGAAAAUUCAUUCUAGUAAAAAUUGUAUUCCUUA
This is a messenger RNA of Linum trigynum, 9054 nucleotides long. NCBI's taxonomy places the organism in Eukaryota, Viridiplantae, Streptophyta, Magnoliopsida, Malpighiales, Linaceae. The record is from the annotation of a GenBank genome assembly.